AGUGAAUAUUGGCAUUCUCGGGAGAAAUGAUUAACAUGUUUUUUUUUUGUUUCAGAUAAUAAUGAACUUACCAUCAUCUCUAAGAAGAAACCUGUCAAUCACAGUCAUGCGCUCCUACUGUCACAAUAAACUCAUUUUGAUAAAAAUGAUUUUGCGGCUAUGACUCCUCAAGUCACAACAUAUUAAACACGUCAAUAAUAUUUAAUUUACUAAUUUAUUCUAGUCUAAAAUUACUACUUUUGUAGUUGCAUUAACUAGUUGUAAGUUACCUUGUGGUGCCAAAAUCGAAAAAUCCUAGUCUAUUUUGACCUAACAAAAUGGCAGUAAUAGCUUUGCCGGCCAUAUUAGCAGCUGUUAAGGGUGGAGUUGGACUGAUUGGUGCAGGGAAAAUCGCCAUCUUGCCAUUCCUCAUAGCCGCGAUGACGUAUUUCCAUUACGACCAAUUUGAUCCUGAGAACAAACCAGUUGAUCGAGACGAGGUGGACGCCUGGUACGACUUUGUAAUCGUAGGAGGAGGCACGGCCGGAUCUGUGUUAGCAAAUAGACUGUCAGAGAUAUCUAGCUGGAAGGUGUUGCUACUAGAAGCUGGCGGACAAGAGACGGAAAUCAGCGACGUGCCGAUUCUAAGUCUGUAUUUGCACAAGAGCAAGUUGGAUUGGGGUUACAAAACUGAACCGUCAGACUCUGCCUGUCAAGCGAUGGUAGAGAAACGUUGUAGUUGGACAAGAGGAAAAGUCCUCGGUGGUUCUUCGGUACUGAAUACGAUGCUUUACAUAAGAGGAAAUCGCAGAGACUUUGACCGAUGGGCGGCUUAUGGUAACCCAGGAUGGUCUUUCCAAGAUGUAUUGCCGUAUUUCAAGAAAAGCGAAGAUCAGAGAAAUCCCUAUUUGGCAAAAGAUAAGAGGUACCAUGCUACAGGCGGAUAUCAGACGAUCCAAGAUGCUCCUUACAAUACACCACUAGGAAUUGCCUUCUUGGAGGCCGGUGCAGAAAUGGGUUAUGACAUCAGGGACGUCAAUGGAGAUAAACAGACUGGAUUUGCGUUGUGGCAGUACACGAUGAGGAGAGGAGCCAGAUGCAGUGCAGCCAAAGCUUUCCUAAGGCCAAUCAGGUUAAGGAAAAAUCUGCAUAUAUCCAUGUACUCCCACGUAACCAAGAUUCUCAUAGAUCCAGCAACCAGGAGAGCAUAUGGUGUGGAGUUUCUGAAAAACGGAAUCAAAAGAAGGGUGUUGGUUAGAAAAGAGGUGAUUCUAUCCGCGGGAGCGAUAAACUCUCCUCAUUUAUUGAUGUUGAGUGGAGUUGGUCCCGCUAACCAUUUGAAAGAAAAGGGAGUUCCUGUUAUACAUGACUCGCCAGGAGUUGGACAAAAUCUUCAGGACCAUAUUUCGAGUGUGGUGACUUUCUUGAUAGAUCCUCCUAUCAGUCUUCUCCUGAAUCGUUUGGUCAAUUUGAACACUGCUUUUAGAUACGCCAUCAAGGAGGACGGACCCCUGACGUCGUCAAUAGGCCUGGAAGCAGUUGGAUUCAUCCCAACCAAAUACGCAAAUCGAUCCGAUGAUUGGCCAGAUAUGGAGUUCAUGUUAACCUCCACUUCGACGCCCGCAGACGGAGGAGGGCAGAUUUCGAAAGCACACGGACUCACACCGGAGUUUUACAAAGAGGUGUAUGGAGAUGUCAGUUUUAAAGAUACGUUCGGAGUGUUUGCCAUGAUGUUGAGGCCGAAGAGUCGAGGAGAGAUCAAACUAAGAUCGAAAGACCCUCUCGACUACCCUCUUCUCUACCACAACUACCUCAGUCACCCCCACGAUGUGAACGUUCUUCGCGAAGGCACCAAAGCAGCAGUUGCAUACGGCCAGACUGAAGCUUUGCGCAGGUUUGGUGCCAGAUUUCACGCGGUACCGCCACCAAACUGCAAGCAUCUGCCUCUAUACACGGACGAGUAUUGGGACUGCUACAUCAGGCAGUAUACGUUGUCCAUAUAUCAUUAUUCGUGUACAGCUAAAAUGGGACCGGAAACGGAUCCAUGGGCUGUUGUCGAUCCUGAGCUCAGGGUUUAUGGUGUUUCCGGCCUUCGAGUGAUCGACGCCUCAAUCAUGCCGUUCGUGACAAACGGAAACAUCAACGCCCCAGUGCUGAUGAUUGGAGAAAAAGGAGCGGACAUGAUCAAAGCCUACUGGCUGAGUCCGCACUCUGGAAGAAGGAAAAAACGAGAUGUCGUACCGAAGUUUAACGCCAAAUUGACGCCCGAGAAUAUGAACUGUACUAGAGAGGACGAUUGAUAGUGAUAGUAUCUUUUUAGGUGAAUUAUGAAUCGAUGCCAAAAAUUAAUCUAGUGCAAAACAGGUGACCGUGUGUAACAGUGGCGUAGCUUGCUCCUCAGGGGCCGCAAUAUCAACAUCUGUAGGGGCGAAUCCCAAAUGGAGAAUAGACUUUACUGAAUAAUAAUAUGAAUUGUUAUGUAUUGGCCACGAGCGUCCGCAGGGGGGAAUGGGGACAUUUUAGAAAUUCAGAUAAAUGUUUUUUUGCGUUGCGAUGUUUACAACACGUAAAUCCAUGUGGGGUCAUAGUAGGUAAUGCUAUUUAAUUUUCAACAUCGUUUGAAUGGCAGCAGUUUUAUAAGUCGAAAUUCAAGUACCUUCAAGAUCGUCCCAAAGUUUGUUUUUGUUCGCUUGAAAACUUCUGAAUAUUUUAAAUAUUUGUGAAUAGGAGAAAAUUUUAAAAAAUUUAAAUGUUGCUUUCAGCGUUUCUGCUUGUUUCAGUUUCGGUUAUAUUUAAAAACAUUAUGGAGCUCAAACAUCUUGUUUCUUUAGCAAAAGCCUUAUCUUGACUCCUGGAAAAUUUGAAAAUAGGAAUAGGUGAAUAGUUGCGAAGUACUGAGUCAAUCUACUUGGCACCAAUUUUUCCGAUAUUUAACCAUCCAUAGCGGAAGAUGUUUGUAGUGUUUCGAAAUUUUCAACCUCCGAAGACAGUACCAUGCUUGUUAGUCAAAGGUGCCUCGUAGAAGUUCUGAAGUAGGGUAAGGUUGCCCAUACUGGACCACUUUUCUUAAAAUCUCUCUAGCAUAGGGAAAGUUAUUUAAAUAAUAAAUCCAGUUGAUCUAAAGUGUACUUUGGAUAUUUGAGAACGCAUAGGUAUGUAUAAAUACUAUUUAAAAUAAUGAACUAUAUGACUAAUUAAUUAAAAACAAAACAAUUGCAC
Messenger RNA from Acanthoscelides obtectus, 3198 nucleotides. The record is from the annotation of a GenBank genome assembly. Lineage: Eukaryota; Metazoa; Arthropoda; Insecta; Coleoptera; Chrysomelidae.